AUGGACAGUUUACAUUCUUCUUCGCACAAAAGACCAAUAUUAGAUGACUCAUCUGAAACAACUCCCCCAAUAUCUGACCACCAAACAAAACGAAUGAGACUUACUUUACCUCCUAUAUCUGCUACUUUACCGACUCCCUCUUCUUCUUUUCCAUCUUUUCAAUUACCUAUUCCACCUAUAGAACCUAAUUCAGGAAACUUACCUAUCCUUCCUCCAAUUUCUGCUACAGAUUCACCAGUUUUACCAAUAUCUUCUCCUAGAUCUCUUUCUGGUCAACAACAACAACAUCAUGAACUUCCUCAUAUUGAUUCUUUAGGCAAAAUUGAUAAAAAUGUUGGGGAAAAUGAAGUAAACGAGAUUAACGAAGAUGAUCAAGAUGAUGAGUUUUCUUUGGAUCGUUCACUUUUUGAAGGAUUAUAUUUACAAAGAGAGCCACACUUAAUUGUUAAGAAUGACGAUUCUCUCAACAUGGAAGGUCGCGAAGAACAUCAUCUCGGGCACAUGAUCUAUGAUCCCAACAAAAUACUUCCACCUUUAGAAUUCCACGAAAAUGGGAUAUUAGAAGUUAGGGUUUCAUCCAAACAUUUAACAUGGAAUAAUAAAAAAGUCAGAUCCCGAUUUUUAUGGGGAACUGAUAUAUAUACCGAUGAUUCGGACGUAGUGGCAGUCCUUAUUCAUACGGGAUAUUUUAUUCCUCCAAUCUCCAAAUGGUCAUCUGAUCCACCUGACCAUGAUUUAUGUGUUACAAUUCGAGUUUUACCAAAAUUAGUUCAAUAUACUGCGACCGUUCGUAAUCAAUAUCAAAGCCGGUCGUGGGGAAAUCAUCAUGGCGUCAGUUAUAAGAUCGAAAAAAAUGGUGAAGCCAUUGGGCGAUCUAUCAGUAAGGGUAGAAAAGAACGCCUUCGAAAGUUUCAUCAAAUGCGAAAACGUGCAUUUCAAGGAACCGAAUAUGAUCGAGGCGAUGAGUCUAUAAUUGUUUUUAAUAAUGACGGAGACCCUUGCCUUAAAUAUAACCUUUCAUUGAUGUCUAAUGACGAGCAUAUAAAAGAAAAACUUCGAAAUGAGGUUUUAUAUUUAGAAAACGAUGAAGAGCGAGAUAAAUAUCGGUUUGCUAUUGUGUCGUCAGCCACCUAUUUAGGACUUUCCGCAAUUUUAAAGGAUAAUCAAGAGAGGGAUAAUAGUCAGCCAAAUUUCCCUUUGGAUGAAUCACAUCUAGAAGAAAUAAUUCGCGAUGAUCUAGAUUUUCACGAAAUGUCCUGGAACAUUUUAGGCGUAAUUGUUGAAGAUAAAAUAGAUUCAUCACGGGUUACAUAG
This is a messenger RNA of Diversispora eburnea, 1314 nucleotides long. NCBI's taxonomy places the organism in Eukaryota, Fungi, Glomeromycota, Glomeromycetes, Diversisporales, Diversisporaceae. The record is from the annotation of a GenBank genome assembly.